Messenger RNA from Nicotiana attenuata, 1345 nucleotides. RefSeq lists its product as uncharacterized. NCBI's taxonomy places the organism in Eukaryota, Viridiplantae, Streptophyta, Magnoliopsida, Solanales, Solanaceae. Bases 285 to 1118 code for a protein of 277 amino acids. The transcript has 3 exons. The record is from RefSeq and is a predicted model, not a curated record.
AUAUUCCUUCUCAGUUCUCCACUUUGCUGGGUAUUUCUUCCCUCUGCAAAAGGAUAAAAAUUCCAGUUUCUUGCUCCUUUCCGAGCUCCCAUAUUCGUCGAGGGUACAAAAAUUCAGAAGCAUUUGCUGGAGUGCAGAUGAAAACACAAAUUUGAAGGGGUGACAUGUAGAAGAAUAUCUGUGCAAGUUGUAUGCCAGAGGCAUAUCUAUAACCAGGAUUAUUAUCGAUAUCUCCCCAAAUUUCAAUCGUCUGAAAUAAGACAUUCAUAGAGAGUAUUGGACCCAUGAGCUCUAUCUCAUCAUCUUGCUCUUUCCUCGCACUUACAUCACCUCUUCAUAGAUCAAGACCAUGUUUUAGUUUACAACAGGCUCGUAGUUGCUACAAACGAUGUGCUUUCAAUAAUCAUGGCAACAUUACCAAUUCUAUCCAUGUCCAAUCAGCAUCCCUUCAUCCGUCCCGUAAUUUGCAAUCCUGCUGUAAUGCUAUUGCUCCAUCAAGUGAUGGAACGGUAUCUGUAAUUAAUUUUGAAGAUGUCAUGGAAAAAGACUGGUCAUUUCUUGAGUAUCCAGAUUCCAGUGAAGACCAUAAGCAAAAAAUCGAUGAGAUCAUAUCAGCAGGAGAGAUCACAGAGACUUCUAACGUUAUGAUUGCAAUUGGUUCUGAAGAAUUUGUUGAUAGAGUAGUUGAUUCAUCAAAUUGUAGGCAAUUGCUUGUUGUUCAUGACUCCCUUUUCAUGUUAGCAUGCAUCAAAGAAAAAUAUGAUAAGGUUAAAUGUUGGCAAGGAGAAUUGAUAUAUGUACCAGAGAAGUGGACCUCUUUUGACGUUAUUUUUCUCUACUUCCUUCCUGCAUUGCCGUUUGAGCUUGGUCAAAUUAUGGAAGCACUCAGAAAACGCUGUUUGCCAGGUGCAAGAGUUGUGAUUAGUCAUCCACAAGGCAGACAAGUGGUCGAAGAGCAACGGAAACUAUAUCCUGACGUGGCAGUAUCUAACUUGCCAGAGAAGAUGAUACUGCAAAAUGUUGCUGCGGAGCAUUCAUUUGAAGUAGUCAAAUUUACAGAUGAACCUGGCUUCUAUCUUGCUAUUCUGAAAUUCGAGCCAGAGAACAAGAACGAGUAGGCUCUUCUCUUAACUUCAGAUCAUCUGAGGAAAGAAGAAGCGGUACGAAUUCUGUGCUAGAGAGCUUGAAACUUGAAUUACAUUACAAAUUUCAUUUGUUUCAUCAUCAUUUCAGAACCUUAAAUGCAAGUAAUUAUAUAUAAAAGACCAGUAAAGACCCUGGCGUUCCAGCUUUGGCAAUCAUCUUUGAAUGCAAAAUCUGAUCCUUAUUCAUUGUUGCAUUACAA